Molecule: messenger RNA, 4597 nt
Organism: Hyla sarda
Lineage: Eukaryota; Metazoa; Chordata; Amphibia; Anura; Hylidae
Gene: ADAM10
Product: ADAM metallopeptidase domain 10
Exons: 16
Coding region: 143-2392 (749 amino acids)
Biological process (GO): Notch signaling pathway; membrane protein ectodomain proteolysis
Cellular component (GO): synaptic membrane; plasma membrane
Molecular function (GO): metalloendopeptidase activity involved in amyloid precursor protein catabolic process
Source: RefSeq, a predicted model, not a curated record
UCCCGCCCCCUCGUCGGACAGAACUGGUCGGGACACCGGGAGCUUCCGCUUUCCCCUGGAGCUUGGAGGGGAGAAGGCGCCGAGCAGCUGAGUGCCGCGGCCGCAGAGUGGGUCCAUGUGUGACUGCUGACAGCCGGGGAUCAUGGCAGUCCUGAGGCUUGUGUUCCUGCUCUCCUGGGCGGCCAGUUCGGGAGGUCAGUAUGGAAACAAACUGAAUACUUAUAUUAGACAUUAUGAAGGAUUGUCUUAUGACAUGGACGCCUUACACCAAAAACACCAACGUGCCAAGAGAGCAGUGUCCCAUGAGGAUCAGUUUGUACACUUGGACUUUCAAGCCCAUGGAAGACAGUUUAAUAUUCGGAUGAAGAAGGAUACAUCUCUAUUUUCUCCUGAUUUCCAGCUAGAAAUGGGAGGAGAAGUUUUACAAUAUGAUACCUCUCACAUAUACACUGGGCAGCUUUUUGGUGAACGUGGGACUGUGUCUCAUGGAUCUGUGCUGAAUGGUAGAUUUGAAGGUUUUAUUAAGACCCCUCAAGGCACCUUUUACGUGGAGCCAGCAGAAAGAUAUUUCAAAGGCAAAGCUGUUCCGUUUCAUUCUGUUAUGUAUCAUGAAGAUGAUAUCAAAUAUCCUCAUAAAUAUGGAGCUCAGGGGGGAUGUGCAGAUCAUUCUGUGUUUGAAAGGAUGAAAGCAUAUCAGAUGUCCGCUCAAAGUGAACCGACCAAACAGGAGCACUUAGAAGAGCAUGAAGAGACUGGUCCAGUCAUCCUUAGAAAGAAGCGAGCAGCACAAGCUGAGAAAAAUACCUGCCAGCUCUACAUUCAGACUGACCAUCUGUUCUUCAAGAGAUAUGGAGACGCCAGGGAAGCUGUGAUUGCCCAGAUAUCCAGCCAUGUGAAAGCCAUCGAUACAAUUUAUCAAUCAACAGACUUCAUGGGGAUUCGAAACAUAAGCUUCAUGGUGAAGCGUAUUCGAAUUAACACUACAGCUGAUGAAAAAGAUCCAUCAAAUCCCUUCCGAUUUCCCAAUAUUGGAGUUGAGAAGUUCCUGGAGCUUAAUUCUGAACAGAACCAUGAUGACUACUGCUUGGCCUAUGUGUUUACAGACAGAGAUUUUGAUGAUGGUGUGCUUGGGCUUGCAUGGGUUGGAGCCCCAUCAGGAAGCUCAGGUGGAAUAUGUGAAAAGAGUAAGCUUUACUCAGAUGGAAAGAAAAAGUCCUUGAACACUGGAAUCAUCACUGUACAGAAUUAUGGUUCCCACGUUCCUCCCAAAGUCUCUCAUAUCACUUUUGCUCAUGAAGUGGGACAUAACUUUGGCUCACCACAUGAUUCUGGCUCUGAAUGCACACCAGGAGAGUCUAAGAAUACAGGAUUUAAGGAGAAUGGUAACUUUAUCAUGUAUGCCAGAGCAACUUCUGGAGACAAGCUUAACAACAACAAGUUCUCAAUUUGCAGUGUCCGCAAUAUAAGUCAAGUCUUGGAUAAAAAAAGGAAUUUAUGUUUUGUUGAGUCCGGUCAGCCCAUCUGUGGUAAUGGCCUGGUUGAGCAAGGAGAGGAGUGUGAUUGUGGCUAUGUUGACCAAUGUAGAGAGGAUUGCUGCUAUGAUGCCAACCAGCCAGAAGACAAGAAGUGUAAAUUAAAACCUGGAAAACGCUGCAGUCCCAGCCAGGGUCCUUGCUGUACAGCACAGUGCAACUUCAAAAACAAUGUUCAGAAAUGUCGUGAAGAAUCAGACUGUGCAAAGAUGGGAACCUGCAAUGGUGUUUCUGCACAGUGUCCUCCAUCUGAGCCACGUGUAAACUUGACUGAGUGCAACCGUGAAACCCAAGUCUGUAUCAAUGGGCAAUGUUCAGGAUCUAUCUGUGAAAGGUAUGAAUUGGAGGAAUGUACCUGCGCCAGUACAGAUGGGAAAGACGAUAAGGAGUUGUGCCAUGUCUGCUGUAUGGAAAGAAAUAAGCCGCACACGUGUGCCAGUACUGGUUCUGAUGUAUGGAAAGUCCACUUCAGUGGAAAAACUAUUACUCUGCAGCCUGGCUCCCCAUGCAAUGAAUUUAAAGGAUACUGUGAUGUGUUCAUGCGAUGUCGAUUGGUUGAUGCUGAUGGUCCAUUAGCAAGAUUGAAAAAAGCCAUUUUCAAUCCAGAACUUUAUGAGAACAUUGCUGAAUGGAUUGUGGCACACUGGUGGGCUGUUCUCCUAAUGGGAAUAGCAUUGAUAAUGUUAAUGGCUGGGUUUAUUAAGAUAUGCAGUGUACAUACACCAAGUAGCAACCCCAAGUUACCUCCACCAAAACCACUACCAGGCACCUUGAAGAGAAGACGACCACCACAAACAACUCAACAACCUCCACGUCAGAGACCUCGGGAAACAUACCAGAUGGGACACAUGAGACGUUAACUGCAGCUUUUAUUGCCUUUGGUUCUUCCUAGUGCCUACCAUGGGAAAGAUUCACUCCAAAGAAAUACCUACAAAUCAUCACUGUUCCCCGUAUGAAAACCAAGAAUUGGAUCCUGUCGUGAGGCAAAGUCAAGAACUUACCAUCCCCCUAUACACAGGAGGAGUCCUUUAACACAUUUCCUUUUAACACCGUUUAACUACACCUCCUGAUGAAGAAAUUAACCAGAGAUUAAGAAAUUCUUUUUAACUUAUCUAAUGGCAUAAAAUAAUCGAAUUGUUACCACUUGUUUUUAUGCCCCCCUCAUUUUCAUCAGUUCCAGUUCACUUUCAGUGAAAUUGUCUUUACUGGAUCUUGGCUGAAGAAAAUACCUGUCUUUUUCCCUAACUGCCAGUGAAGGCUAGGAAGGUAGAGGCCACUUCAGCAUUGGAGAACAUCUCCUGCCAAUGUACAUACUUUGUUAUAUGCAGACAUGUAAUUAUAAUGUACAAGCAUAAGUCUAUGUGCAAUUGUAGAAACAAAUAAUUGCAAUAUGGAUAUGUUAAUUUGUAUUAUAAAUCUUGUUUUGGUUUUUUUUUUUUCAACUGUAAACGAAGACAUUUAUUGUUUAAGUGACAUACUCAGGAUAACCGAGGAAUUGGUGUAUAAAGGCGACUGAAAAUAUAUAUCUAUUUUUUUUCGGGAGAUGCUUUCAUUAGCUGAGAAGUAUCCAUCUGCAUUUUCCUUACUAAACAUCUUAGAACCAGAGAUGGUUGAAGUGCUCACACGUUUUUCUUACAAUGAGCUUCUAAUUCACAGACUUGAAUGUUCUGCAAGCUGACUACAGAUGUAUGAAAUCUACAACCACCUUGGACAUCAGGACUCUUUGUAUCGUGUUUUCUUUUUUUCCAUAUUUACUUUUGUCCCUUGUAAAAUGUUGCGGUAUUCCCAAGUCACAAGAAUUUUUUAGGCAUGUGUUUUGAAUAAAAAAAAAAAAAUCAAGCCUAUUUAAAGAUUGUUAGCUUGAAAGAAACUCAUGAAGUAGAUUAUUUAAACUUGCUUAUGUGCUGGAGUAGGAGGUUAUGGUCUUCUGUCCAACCACCAUUGAUCGGUAGAGUCCUCAGCAUGAAGCUGUUGAUUGAAUAGCUACUAAUUCUUCUUUGUGAAAAUAUUUUACAUUUAUUCACUUUCACUAGAUCCAAUAACUGGCUUUCCCACUGUACCCGUGUCUAAAGCAGAUGUUUGUACCAUCGUUCUAAUAUGGAGGAGAAUGAAUACAUAACUUUUCAUGCAUCCCGUGCUAUGCAUGUCUUUGUAUGGGCAUUACCAAGAGCCUUCUAAUUUCUUUACUUCCAAUGACCUCUCAGGCCAUGGUAUUGGCAACAAAAUGGAUAGUUUUAUCUGUAUAACUUUGGUCUUAUUCAUUUACUGUAUUUCUGAUUUGGCUUUAAACUCUUACCAUUCGUAAUAUUUUCAUAGUAGUUUUAUGUCUGGCAGAAAUAGUUAUUGAUGAAAUAAAUUGACAUGCCAGCAAGGUAUAAAGGAAAACAAAAACACAAUUUCUUCCUUGUAAAAUUGUACAGUGUGUGGUAUUAUUAUUUUUUUUUCCAAAACAAAGUUACUUCUUUUUGUACAACGCUUUAGAAACAAUUUUGUACAUGAAAUCCCAGUCUGGUAGAUAGGAGACUAUAAUAAAUUCUAAAACAAUAAAAAAGAAUAAAAAAAAAAUAGGAAAAUAUAAAAAUACUUUAAAACAAAAUAUCGUAGUUCUGAAAGCAACUGAAUGCGUUUUUUGUUUUUCUUGGAUGGAUAAGGUAGGAUAAAAAGUAUUUUAAUUUUGAACAGGGUGGUUUAUUUGUAGGUUUGUCGAUGUGAUAGAUCCUUAAAUUGUGUAUUUUUUUUUUCUUUUAUGUCUUAUAAUUUUUUUUAUACAUUUUUCUUUUCUGUGGUUAGGUUUCAGGAAAAUGACCAGUUUUACUUUUUAAUUGUAAUGUUUGAUGAACAGAAAUGCACUGAACCUCUCCACAGUACGUCAUGAUGUGGUAAGCGAAGCAGGAGCGUGGCAAAUUUAAUCUAAUACUACUGUCAAUUUAAUGUCCACUGUGUUUUAUACAGUAUUUUUUUUUUGUUCACUUUUGAAAUUUCUACUAAAUUGCAAAAAAAAAAUAAAAAGUAUUGUGAAAACAUAUGUAAAGAUUUCAUUUUUUCCCAUGAAACUUGACUUAAUA